UGUACCUGCUCUUCCCCACUCGACUCCUACACUCUUCGCGCCUUCAGCGCACCCACGCACAACCCCUAUACCCCUCUGUCGACUGUGCACGUCUAGCUCGACCUGCUACCCAUCUGGAACGGAACCAAGUCAUCUACGAGUCAUUCCGAUACCUCUUCUUUCCAGCAGUUAUCCCGUACGACCACACAUACGAAAACGCGUCCAACAUGGCACCACGGAACCGAAAAGCGGAGAACGGCGAGUCGUCACUGUCUGCCGGAACGAGCACAAAGGCGUCGGAGACAUCAGAGUCAAGCACGGAUGGCGUCCUCGCGAGUGCACUGCUGCCACCAACCGAGGGACGCGAGGUAGUGAAAGUAAACAACGCGAGCGUGACAGAGAUGAAGCACGCAUGCGAUGACGCGCUGAAGCGAUUCCUCUCACGACCUGAACUUUUCAACCAAAUCUACACGCAUACGGACGUCCGGCUAGGCCUCGGCUGGGCAAGUGUCUUCGUCGCGCUUGGGACGGGUCUGUACGGCUGGAAGGUCGACUUCGAAAAAAGCAAACCUGCAGUAUGGGCAGGCGUUAUCCUUUAUGUCCUAUUAACAACUAUCCAAACAUUGUAUGCCUACUUUGUCGAGGGCGAUAUUGUCUUCGUCGGCAAGCGCAAGACAUUUGACAAGCGCAUUGUCACAGAGCGAAUAACGCUCACCUCCACCUCCACGCCGUCCAAACCUUCCUCCCCUCCCGCUUACUCCCUCGGCCUCACCUACAUGCGCUCGACGUCCGGUGGCAAGUCGCUGCUCGGCCGGGGGCGCGCCAAGGGUGAUCGGGGCUAUAACACGUUCUUCGACGAGAAGGGCGUCAUGGACCAGGAGGCCUUCGAGCGGUGGGUCGGCGAGAUGGUUGGGCGGGUGAUGGUGGGCAAGAACGAGUGAUUCAAUCUGGGUAACGCGUCUGCGGCUUGUAGGCGUCUCGAGCGUAUCUGCACACGGAUGGGUGUAUGUGUAUGGGCUACUUAUUGUCCGGGAUAUUGGCACGACCGGUCUGGUGGGCGAUGUGCGAUACUUUCGGUGAGCGAGUCAGGUCUGCCAUUUUACGCUGAGGCUUCUCCCUUAGUAAGGAUCGCUCGUGGUGGCUGGACGAGGGUUCGUACAUUACACUACCACAGGUCCACAG
This is a messenger RNA of Rhodofomes roseus, 1161 nucleotides long. RefSeq names its product microsomal signal peptidase 25 kDa subunit-domain-containing protein. The record is from RefSeq and is a predicted model, not a curated record. The transcript is spliced from 5 exons. The coding region runs from base 207 to 920 and encodes 237 amino acids. Gene Ontology annotation, cellular component: signal peptidase complex; membrane. NCBI's taxonomy places the organism in Eukaryota, Fungi, Basidiomycota, Agaricomycetes, Polyporales, Fomitopsidaceae. Gene Ontology annotation, biological process: protein targeting to ER.